Messenger RNA from Staurois parvus, 615 nucleotides. NCBI's taxonomy places the organism in Eukaryota, Metazoa, Chordata, Amphibia, Anura, Ranidae. The record is from the annotation of a GenBank genome assembly.
GGCACGACAGUGGACACCGAGUCAUCUGGCACGACAGCGGGCACCGGGUCACCAAGCUCGACAGCGGGCACCGGGUCACCAAGCUUGACAGCGGGCACCGAGUCAUCUGGCACGACAGCAGGCACCGAGUCAUCUGGCACGACAACGGGCACCAAGUCACCAAGCUCGACAGUGGAUACCGAGUCAUCUGGCACGACAGCUGGCACCGAGUCAUCUGGCACGACAGCGGGCACCGAGUCAUCUGGCAUGACAGCGGGCACCGGGUCACCAAGCUCGACAGCGGGCACCGGGUCACCAAGCUCGACAGCGGGCACCGAGUCAUCUGGCCGGACCGCGGACACCGAGGCAGAGGCACCUGGCCGGACCAUGGGCACUGAGGCACCAGGCCGGACCACAGGUACCGAGGCAGCAGGCCGGACCACGGGCACCGAGGCACAAGGCCGGACCACAGGCACCGAGGCACCAGGCCGGACCAUGGGCACCGAGUCAUCUGGCACGACAGCGGGCACCGAGGCACCAGGCCGGACCAUGGGCACCGAGGCACCAGGCCGGACCACAGGCACCGAGACACCAGGCCGGACCAGGCCGGAUCGGGUCAUCAGGCCGGAUCGGGUC